Molecule: messenger RNA, 3535 nt
Organism: Gymnodraco acuticeps
Lineage: Eukaryota; Metazoa; Chordata; Actinopteri; Perciformes; Bathydraconidae
Gene: gtpbp3
Product: GTP binding protein 3, mitochondrial
Exons: 11
Coding region: 253-1830 (525 amino acids)
Biological process (GO): tRNA methylation; tRNA wobble uridine modification
Cellular component (GO): mitochondrion; cytoplasm
Molecular function (GO): protein binding; GTPase activity; GTP binding
Source: RefSeq, a predicted model, not a curated record
ACUCAUCGUGGUAAAUGUAAACGGUUGAGUUUGUAGGUUAGAGUUUGUAAGUGAGCCUUUCACAGCAAAUGUAUUGCAUUGUUUUCAUUUACUAGCUAACGUUAAAUGUACAGGAUACACCGACAUUUUAUGUGAAUAGCAUAAAGGUAAACACAAUGAUUUUGUCAAGGGCAGAGCAUGUUAUGCUGUCAGAUUCUUAAACCAGCCUCAUGAAACAGCACAUGAAACGUUUAUUAUCAGCAUCUUAAAGUUAUGCUUCCAUCCAUUUAUCGUGGGAUAUGGGGAGCUGCUGUCCACACACUAAGGACAAGUGUGUACCAUCUACUUAUCUACAGCAGAGGAACUCCACCUUGCAGAUUCUUAUCCACCUGCGAGGGAGUCCCGUUUGGACUGGCAGAUGCUGAGAGCAUCUUUGCCUUAUCAUCGGGCCAUGGCAGGUGUGGGGUGGCUGUGGUUCGAGCCAGUGGUCCCGCCUCAGCCACAGCUCUGAGAUGUAUGGCGGGGGUCUCACGCAGCCCUCCUCCUCCACGCACCGCUCUGUUACGCAGCAUCAGAGACCCCAUAUCAAAAGAAGUUCUGGACCGUGGACUUGUCUUCUGGUUCCCAGGUCCUCAUAGUUUUACAGGAGAGGACAGUGUGGAGUUCCACAUCCAUGGCGGCCCUGCUGUGAUUACUGCUGUCCUACAGGCUCUAGGAAGCGUGCCUGGCAUGAGGCCUGCUGAAGCUGGUGAGUUCACACGGAGGGCCUUUCAAGCAGGGAAACUGGAUUUAACAGAGGUGGAGGGGCUCGGCGAUCUGAUCCAUGCUGAGACGGAGGCUCAGAGACGACAGGCUCUGAGGCAGAUGUCAGGAGAGCUGGGACACCUCUAUCAGGACUGGACCCACAGACUGAAACGGUGUCUGGCUCACGUUGAGGCCUUCAUAGACUUCAGUGAAGACGAGCUAAUUGAGGACGGGGUCUUAAACCAAGUGGACCGAUGGGUGUGUGAUCUGCAGGCAGAGAUGGAGCGCCACUUAAAGGACGAGAGGAGGGGCGAGCGGUUACGCAGCGGAGUCCAGGUGGUCAUCGCAGGAGCCACCAAUGCAGGGAAAAGUAGCCUUCUGAACACACUCUGCCAGAGACCUGCAGCAAUUGUAUCUCCCAUCGCUGGCACCACCAGGGACAUAGUGGAGACGGCCCUGGACAUCGGGGGAUUCCCGGUCCUCUUGAGUGACACCGCCGGCCUCAGGGAGAGUCCCGACCUGGUGGAGAGGGAGGGGGUCCGCCGAGCUCGAGAGAGAGUGGAGCAGGCCGAUCUGACGCUGGUGGUAGCGGACUGUGCUGAUCUCCCCUCUGAUGCCCAGCAGGCUGCAGCCUUCCUCCAGGAGCACCUCAGGAGUGUCCUGCCCCCCCAGGAGCAGCCUGAGACGGUGUUUCCUGCAGACAGGUUGCUCCUGGUGCUGAACAAAAUGGACCUGCUGCCUGAGGAGCAGAGGCUUGAGCUCGACGGGGAGCUGAGACGAGUCUCUGGAUUCCCUCCUGUCUGUCUGAUCUCCUGCCACACUAAGGAAGGAGUGCACGACUUCCUCACAGUGCUGCACAGCAGUGUUAAAACUCUGUGUGGCGACCCUCUGUCUGGUGCCCCCACCCUGACCCAGGCCCGCCACAGGGCCCACCUGCAGCAGUGUUUUUCGGCCAUGGCUCAGUACCAGCGGUACCGGGACCUGGACCUGGCUCUAGCAGCCGAAGGUGUCCGCCUGGCUCUCACCAGCCUGGGCCGGAUCACUGGACGUGUCGGGGCAGAGGAGAUCCUAGAUAUCAUCUUCAAAGACUUCUGCAUUGGAAAAUGAGCAGACGAGUGUCAGCGAAAACAUGAAGUAUGACUCUGCUCAGAGAGGAAGGCUGCAUUCUUGCCUAGUCCCAGAGUAACAGUAAAGAAAACAAGAUAAAAAAAGAGCAGGGUCAUUUUGCUCCCAAGACACAGAAAUCUUUGUUUUAUGUUAAUGCUCUGCAAAAGACUGAAAUAGUUUUAACGUGAUGACAGGUGCCUCUGAGGCCCCAUGUGCUGGCCAAGUGUUUGGCAAGUCUUGAGUCAUAAUGUAAAAUUAGUUCUUGAAAGCUUUUGAUAGGUGAACAUUGGGCUCUUGGGCCGCAACAUUACAGCCAAGAUUCUUUCAGUAAAACAAGCCCGCUGCAGACCUGUGAGAGGUCAUGGACUCAAACUGUGGAUGUUUACUUGAACUGCAAGACAAUGCAUUUAUUUUUCUUUUGGGUGGGGUGGGGGGGGAGGCAUUCUAACAAUUAAAAUGUACUGUUUGUUAUUUAUUUACAUUUUAAAGUUUAUUUCAUUUUCAAAGAAAUUAGUAAGGCUAUUUAAGAUUUGGACAGCAGUUAUUUCAUACAAAAUAAACACGUGUCACAUUGGGUCUUGAUGUGUAGUAGGGGGAUAAUAAUAAAUCAAAUUUUAUUUCAUAAAUCAAAAAGAGAAACAGAAAAAAUCUUAUAAUAAAUACAUAAGAUUAUCUUUAAACCUGCAUUCAUUUCAGAAUGUUGACACAUGUAGUGUAACAACUGAUUGAUUUGGUGAGUUCUAAAUCCUACAUAAAGCACAUCAUAAUGUAUACAGCAUUUGGGUCGGUGUGGCCCCGCCCGCUCCCCUCUCUGCUCUGUGGGAAGGGGACGUUUUUGGAGGCAAUGCUUUUGGUGCCCUUUGUUCCCCUGUCAAUCUGAGCCCCAUCAAAUAUUUAUGUUUCCUCGUUGAACUUCCCACCCUUCUUCCCCAGGCGGUUUCUUCUCUGACGACAGUUGCCCUGCUGUACUUCAGCAUGGCUGCCCGUCUUGCUACUUUUUUGUCUCUCUCCACUUUGUCUCGGCUACCUGACCUUUCCUCUUUCCGCACUGUCCUGUCAGCCUUUUGGUCCUCUUUCAUGUUCCCCCUGAUUAAUCACCACACCGGGGGAGUUGAAGCUAAAAGCAGGACUUGCUGUCGUACAAAUUAGAGGCAGUAAAUUGUGGAGCCUGGUUUGUCUUUGAAGUCGUGCCUGUGUGACAUUUCUUUACCACAGAUGUGAAAAAAUUUGUUUACCAAUGCCUUGGGUUUCUACUGUAUUUUCAUACCAAAACAAUACUUAUUUUGAUACCUUAUUUUCAGAAAAUGAUUGUGAUUGGUCUACAACUUUAAGUUUUGAAAUGUAUUAACAAUAUUAUAUGGACUGCCAGGAAGUUUUUUUUAACAGUCAUGGUCCCCAGAGGAUGUCUCCUAAAGGCUUUGGUGAGUCAAAUUUAUGAUUUAUAAGUAUUGAACGGGUUGCCAUUAUAUUUACUACGGAUGAUGAUAUGCACAUCACAACCGUCCAGUUGUCCAAUACUACAAACCUAAUGACACUCCGACAAUAAGGACCCGCCUCAACUCUACUUUGUGUAUAGAGCUACUCAGAAAAUGUUAUUUGCCUAACAAAACACAGUUAAAGGAGACCUAUCAUGCUAUAUUUGAAUAAUAUAUUGUAGGGCCAUACAUAUAUAAGGUAUAUUUAUACGUUUUUUUUCAAAAUACCA